Messenger RNA from Drosophila yakuba, 1257 nucleotides. RefSeq names its product vacuolar protein sorting-associated protein 26C. Gene Ontology annotation, cellular component: endosome. The record is from RefSeq and is a predicted model, not a curated record. Lineage: Eukaryota; Metazoa; Arthropoda; Insecta; Diptera; Drosophilidae. The transcript is spliced from 3 exons. The coding region runs from base 112 to 1062 and encodes 316 amino acids. Gene Ontology annotation, biological process: intracellular protein transport.
UUUCGUUUGGCCGAUUUCGGGACUGCCCACUUGCUGGACAGCUGAUGCCAGGGAUGCCAGAUCUCCUUAGGAUACAUCAGCUGUUAUAUUUGUUUUCAUUUACUGAUUAAAAUGGGUUCACUACUCUUCGAUAUUAAAUUAAAGAGAGAGAAUAAGGUUUACCAUGAAAAUGACAUGCUAUUGGGCUGCGUGCAGUUUCAGUGCUCCCAGGAGACAAAACACGAAGGAAUUAUAUUGUAUCUGGAGGGAAUCGUUAAUCUCCAAUUAAGCGCUAAAACCGUUGGGCUUUUCGAUGCUUUCUAUAACUCGGUGAAACCCAUUAAUCUGCUCCAGAAUAGUCUGGAGCUAUCUGCGCCCGGGAAACUGAGCGCAGGCCGUUCGGAGUUCCACUUUGAACUACCUUUGGUGUGCAAAAAGGAACCGCGAAUUCUAUAUGAAACAUACCACGGUGUUUUCAUCAACGUGAAUUAUCAACUCACUUGCACUGUAAAAAGGAAUUUUCUGGGCAAAUCCAUGACCAGAACCCAGCAGUUCUGCGUGCAAUACAAGCCACUGGCUUUGGGCGAGGAUUCAAAGAAAGUGGUUCCUUUUAGUUUGAGUCCGGACUCACUGCAGAAGAAUGCCAGCGCCAAGGAGAGGUUGUCCAUGCCGAGAUUCCUCAUCACAGGGCGUCUGGACCGGAGUGAAUUCUGCGUAACAACUGCAAUUACUGGCAGCAUUACGGUCCAGCACACGGAGGCGGCCAUUAAGUCCAUUGAGAUGCAGUUGGUGCGUGUGGAAACCUGUGGCUGCGACGAGGGCUACUCCAAGGAUGCCACCGAAAUACAGACCAUUCAAAUAGCCGAUGGCAAUGUCCUGCCCAAGCUGGAACUACCAAUUCAUUUGGUCCUGCCAAGGCUGUUCACCUGCCCUACGUUACUCACCAAGAAUUUCAAAAUCGAGUUUGAACUUAAUCUGAUUGUUGUAUUUAAGGAGGACUACACGGUUAGCGAGAACUUCAAAAUAGUCCUAAAACGUUCGGCAGGUCCUCUGCCCAGCAAAGUAAUUACCGCAGGACGCUGAACGAAAAAGCUUCGCAUUGUGGCAGCUAUUUUAUGAACAUAAAAGUAAUACAUUUUUUUAAGCUAAAUAUACAUACAUAUAUCUCAAUAAUGAAUCAAAAAUAAAUUGAUUAACGAUACGAAUCUUAUGAAAUAAGUGAUGUAUUUGAUAUGUUCCGUAAAAAUCUAGUGUAUGUACAAUAAAAUUAAAAAUGAA